Molecule: messenger RNA, 1504 nt
Organism: Nicotiana tabacum (common tobacco)
Lineage: Eukaryota; Viridiplantae; Streptophyta; Magnoliopsida; Solanales; Solanaceae
Product: protein XRI1
Biological process (GO): male meiotic nuclear division; female meiotic nuclear division
Source: RefSeq, a predicted model, not a curated record
CCAGUGUACAUAAAUCGCAAUAAAAUAGCGCACCCACUCAAAACUUAAGAAUUUUUUUUUGUGGUUAUCUAAAAUAUAGAGUAUAGACCAACUCCCUGGUCGGGCACUUUCUUCAAUAUAGCAGUAACUAUAGCACCCAUCAUUUUCUCAUUUACUCUCUUUACCCUUUUUCUGUUGAUCUUCUCUGCCGGCUAUUUUUAAGAGUAAAACAGUUGAGCGGUUAAUGGCGAUGCCUGAUCUGCCCAUGGAUUUCGAUAGUAACAGCAGCGAGAUAUGGGAUUGGCAAUGUGGGGAAACUUUUCUUGAAGACCGUGAGAACUUUGGGCUGCAGCCUCAAGCAGACGUAUCGGAAUGUUUAUGGACUGGUGUAACUGAAAAUAAGGAAGAUCUUUCCUACAUUUUUGAUGAUGAGACCACUCCAGUUAAGGACUGUGGUGACUUGACACUCAAUGUCAAGGAUGUUACAACCAAGGAAUUGGAGCAGUGCAGAGAACCUGCUAAAGUGGUAAAAAGACGCAGAAUGCUGCAAUUUGACGCUGAGAUCCUGGAUGUUUCUGGUUCAAACGAAGAGAUUCCAUUAACCUGCUUAAAAUCAAAGGAGAGGGAUGCAUAUUUCGAAGAAGCUAUAUGCGAGGUCUCAGACUGGUUAUCCGAAUAUGCAGAUGGUGCAACAUCUUCGGCUCAUGAAGGUUUGGAUGAGUCUUCUGAAGAAUGGCUUACCGAUUGCUUUAAUGAUCCUGAGUUGCAGCCUGGUUCCGAGGAUAUGAAUACAUCUGGAGUACCUGAUGUUCAAGCUGACAUAAUAGAGGUUAUUAAUUCCUCGCCAGAACGUGAGACAACUAUGGUUAAAAGCAGUUCUGUUCGUACUUGUGGAAACAUUAUUUUCAAAGGUAGGAAUUCAUACAUGCAACCUCCCAAAAAAGGUGCAUCUUCUGUAGUGUACCCAUUCGGCUUUAUCAAACCCUGCAGUGCUCAAGGAGAUGUGACGUUAAAAGAGAUUAACAAAAAGAUACACACUCCACCACCAUCCAAGUCGAAGCAAAGCAAUCAAGAUCCACCUUCUUAUCCCACAUCAGCUUUUUCUGGGAAACCUGUCGUUGGCAAGACAAAAAUUAACAUAGAGGGCGGAAGAGGCAGCAUUACAAUCAUGAGAACUAAAGGAUGAUCUUAAAAUGUGUUUUUGGCAUACUUUUGCUUGGGAUUGCUCAGCAGUUUCGGGGUAUUGCUUUGGGCACCUUUGGCAUAUAAGUUGAUUUGUGAAUGGGUCUUUAUUAGGGAGAACAUGGGGAGACUUGCAAGUGGAGCAGUCUCCCAUGAUUUUGAAAUCUCCAUGUAUAUUGGAUUAGUAGAUGGAUGACUUAUCUAUUUUGAUAAGUUAGCAAAUUCUUAAUGCUCAAAUGCUUAAAGAGGUCUUGCCUAAUCAAUUAGGCCAAUAGAUUUUUUGGAUAUCCUCAGGCAAUGUAAGCAUAAUCCCAAUCCAAUGCAAGUCACUGUUAGUCUGUUA